Molecule: messenger RNA, 1378 nt
Organism: Paramecium pentaurelia
Lineage: Eukaryota; Ciliophora; Oligohymenophorea; Peniculida; Parameciidae
Source: the annotation of a GenBank genome assembly
AUGUUAAGCCCAACAGUCACAGAAAAUGAACAUUAAAGAAAAAUAGGUGAAAAACUCAUAACAAUUAUUAGAACUAUUUUAAUUACAGAAAGAGAAGUAUUAAAUGUUAUUUAUAUUUAGGUUGAAGAAUUAAAAAUCACAUUAGCAGAAAAUAUUAGAUUUGAUAUUAGUGAUGCAUUCAGAGCUAUCGAUUCAAAUAUGAAAGGAUAUAUUACUUCUUAAGAUAUUUUUAGAUUCAUGUGUAAGAAUGGAUUUAGUGUACAUUAAAAGUUUUGUGAUUUCUGGAUCUUUACAUGGAGUAAAGGAGAUGAUAAAUUAAGAUAUCAAUUAUUUCUUGAAUUUAUAGUUCCUAAAUAUGAUAGAGAUGCAGCUAUGUAAUGCAUUGUUAGAAAAUUAUAUUCAGAAACAGGGAAAUGUAUAUAUAAAUAAUUAAUUACUAAUAGACAAAUUGUCAUUUUAUUUAGAAGAGUUUGUAGCUAAAUUGAUUUAUAAAGAGAUUGAUUAUUUAAGAACUAUUGAAAUAGAUAAAAUGAAUUUAGCUUAAUUAGUAGAAUGGAAAUUCACAACAGUUUUUAAGUAUGUUGCAGGUAAUUUACCUGUUAUAGAUAAAAGAUGUUUGGAUUAAUUAUUAAAUAAAUUUGAAAUUCAAUCAUUAACUUAAUAAGAAUAUAAUAUGUUUUUAAAGAGAUUCAAUAGAAAUGAAGACAUGAUAUUAUAAAAGGAUGAAUUCAGUGAUGCUAUCUUUCCAAGUAAAGAAUUGAUCAAAGAAAUAUAACCACCAAGAGAUGGAUUUUAAGAAUAUGUUCUUAAUCAUGAUUAACAAUUAGAUUAAUUAUUGGGUAAGGAUUAAAUCAAUGAUGGUGAAGAUUUCAUUUUCAAACCAGAAGAACAUAAAAUUAAAUUAACUUCUACUUAAAAAGAUUAUAAUAUUUAAUAAGAUUUUAUAUCUAAAAAAUAAUAAUAAAAUGAUACUAUUUAAAAUUAAGAAAUAUAUGGACCUCCUAAAAUUUAACCUACUUAAAAUAAAGCAUUACUUAUGAGUUUUAAACCUGUAUAAAUAUAAUAACCUUAAUAAUAAUAAUAAUUUUAUUAGAACUCUAUUGAUCAAAGCAUUAAAGCCUCAACUCCAAUCUAAAUGAAAUCUAAACAUUAUUAAAGUCCCAAUGAAUAACCUUCAUAAAAUCAAUAAUAAGAUUUACUCCAAUAAUUUGAAAGAAAAUAAAAUGCUUCUUAAAUGGCAUUUAGUCAAGAUAAUUUAUCUGGUUACAAUAACUAUUAUUAUAAUCAAAAUUCUAAUUUAGAAUAAUCCUAACAUGUUUAAUAUAAUUAAUAUGUUAAUUAACCAACAAAUGCUUAAUAUAUUUUAUCAAGAUAAUGA